AAUAAAACCGUUUCUGGUAUCUAUACUCCAUACUACACUACAUUGAUAAAUGAAAGUUGCUCUCAAUUGUCCUUAAGGUACGGGAUCUUGAACUGUCCUUUGCAUCCUAGCCGCCCGUGUCUCGUCCCACUUUCUGACACAGGAUUCGAGAUUGGAAAACAUCCACCCACACAUCCAUUCCCCAGUAUUGCAAAACGGCAGCAUAUGCCGUAAACACCUCUCCUUCUGGCUUCCACCCGGCGUCGUUCGCACCAAGCCUCCUUCUCUACUUCCCGCUCGGAAAUUUCACAUACCGCCAUACCUCCCUCACCUUAUCACCCAAACCUGCACCCCGCAGAUCCGGAUAACAAGACUUCCGUUCUGCAUCCUCGUGUCGCCGUACUUCUUGGCGUAGCCAGAGUUUGGCAUUUUCCGCUCCUAUUUUGUCGAUUGCUUAGUAUCGCUCCUGCGAUUUGGUGGGGAUUACGAUGUGCGUUGACUUUUAUGAGAGAGUUAUUGUGGGAUGAGAUGAAUGCUGUAGAAGCAAAGUGGACUAUCGAGAAAAGAUUCAGGGUUACUGAAGUCUUUUUGGCUGUUCUUGUGAGCACAUCUUUAUAACCUAUGCCAUAUGAAACUUGUGUGGAUUUCAUCUCAGUGCUAACACAAAUUCUUGAUGUUAGUGGGUAUGGCCAAAUUCCUCAAUAUGAUUUGAAAGCCUCCACUUGUGUGAUAAAACAGAUUUGUACGAGAACGGAAAAAUCAUGCUAACUUGCGCGGAAAGUGUUUCUCCUCCGCCUAUCUUGCCUUCUUCUUUACAGACUGCUUGAUGUCUAGGUGGUAUGUGAAGUCCUUCGAUAUUCCCAACUUUCUCCAAAGUCUUAGCCCAAAGCUCGAACAUAUCACUAAGCACUUAACAUAUCAGGUUACUUAACUACACUCCUCAAGGUAUGCGGUUAUGUCCAUAUAAGACGAAGGAAAACUUUGAGUAACCCUACCAUUCAGCAACAAUCGUCCGCCUCCUCACCAUCAACUUGAUAAAUGCAUAUACCACAUCAUGGAUCCUGUAUUUGUCAGGCGGCUCAGAAGAUCCACGCUUGCUUCUGCCGGCCUGGGUUUGCAUAGCUAGUGUACGUGCCGUCAUUCGGUAACCAGCAAAAGUGUAGGCUGUUUUUUUUUGUACUUUUUCUAAUCAUGAUGCAGACAUUGACCUUUCUUUACCACUUGACACAUCCACGACUCGCUAUCCGCAAGGAGACUUCCUUAUCGAUUUCCGUCUUCUCAAUAGCAAGUUUCAUUAGCAUGGUCAGUCUCUUGACCCAACUGCACCUCUCAAGAACAGAUCUUCCACCCCUACCCUUGAUUGUGCAUCUAGAGGAGAUCUGGGGGUACGUCAGGAUGGGGUUAAACUUGAUGGCGUAGUACGAGACGGUUUAGCGGAUACACGAGUCACUAAUCACUGGCACGCGGCUCAAAAGGAGAACUGAAACACAAUGGGAACGGAUAGGCCGUGUAUGAUUAGACAUUUAACUAUGUCAUGAGGCGUACCGAAAUUUACAGCCAGGUGCACUAAGUAACCUGAUCUGACUAGUGAAAUAAAGAGAAUGAAGACCCUGCUAAACUAGCAAAGUUGGAGCAUCCAUCUGCAAAGCCCUCCCUUGUAUCAC
This is a messenger RNA of Sclerotinia trifoliorum, 1643 nucleotides long. Lineage: Eukaryota; Fungi; Ascomycota; Leotiomycetes; Helotiales; Sclerotiniaceae. The record is from the annotation of a GenBank genome assembly.